Molecule: messenger RNA, 1399 nt
Organism: Exaiptasia diaphana
Lineage: Eukaryota; Metazoa; Cnidaria; Anthozoa; Actiniaria; Aiptasiidae
Exons: 5
Coding region: 165-791 (208 amino acids)
Source: RefSeq, a predicted model, not a curated record
CGGUUAUUCACUUUGCAUUCGAAACUGGAGUAUUGUAACCGUGGCUUUGUAUCGAAGCGAUUGCCAGCAGCACCGCCUACCAACAUCUAUAAUAAUAUUACCUCUUCAGAUAUGGUGACAAAAGUCCAAGAUCAUUUUUCGGGCGUUUCUUUGGUAUCGUYUGGAUGUUGCUUGGUACAGUCCUACUCUCAAUGGUGUCUGGACAGAUCACUGCAUAUCUAACCUCAUUCCAAGUCGCUGAAACAUUCUCAAUACAAGGCAAAGAUGUUGCAGUUCCACUUGGAAUGCAAAAUUUCCUUGAAAAAGAGCUAAACCUUGGAGCAAAAUACAAAGAAUAUGCGACGAAGGACAUAAUGCUGGCCGUCCAAUACCACAACAAUUCACGUAUUGAUGGUCGGAACUACGCAGUAUUUCAUGAUUAUGAAAAACUUCAAACCUGGGUUCUAGAGAGGAACCUCUCGGUGACUUUUAAAGUGAAAAUGACGAUCAGUCAUCGCUUGUAUCUUGGUGUGGUCAUAACGCACAUUCCUGAAACAGCAAAGGGKUUUUUUGAGUGCUUGAAGACGGUCGUUUCGGAUAAGAUUGCAAUUAAAAAGCUUGUGGAACGGGCGAGGUUUCGUAAUGAACUCAAUCAGGUGUCAACUGCAAGUCAAACUAGCACAAACCUGGAAACAACAAGCUUGCAGUAUCUUGGUAUAGCCGUUGGAAUAAUCAUAGCAAUUGGAUUAAUGUGGGAACUUUUCUGGCGGCUUAAAAACAAAAAGUCUUCAGCAGUUCCUCAUCCAGACUAAGAUUUUUAAGUAAUUGAAAUGCCUUUGGUCUUUUAAUGGACGCUUAAAGUGGUUUGUAUGUCUGGGUCCAAUAUUUUUGAUGGGUGGUCACCACUACGUCUGAGCCCUGCAUUUUGGACAUUAUCACUCUAGCAUGAUAGAGUCUAUUACUUAUGCACAUUUACACAUUCUAGACUCGUACCCAGUCGUUUCUCUUGCUCGUUUUACGGAUCGCGGUGCAUCAAGAGAAGUCCGAACUACCUUGAUCCUUUGCGCACGACUGAGAAUAAAGGAGAGUAACGACUGGGUACGAGUCUGUACACAUGCAUUCAACAAUUAAAACACAAGGUCCAGUGAAAUAUCUACACAAAUAUCUAAUAGUUGAUAGUCCAUGAGGCUGUACUAGUCCAAAUGUUUUAGUAUCCACCAAACGUUAGGGCAAGUUUGAAUAGAAAAACGUGAAGAACAAUUAUUUAUUUUUGUUGGCAUAUUUUCGACUGUUUUUGCUCCAUUCGAUGCGACCAUGGUAUAACAUAAAUAUAUACCAUUGUUUGGGAGCCAAUCAGAAUGCUAGUUUGGUGAAUACUUAAUGAAUAUAUCUCUCUUAACUGAUAAAAAAAACAAUAUUA